AUGACUGUCAAAACUCGAUCGAUGGACUCUGUCGAGCAGAAAACUGUUGACGUGUCGCAGUUCUCAGACUUGGGUCAGGAUAACCACGAUAAAGAGGGACUUGCCUCGGAUUUUUAUUGGACAAAGGUUAAGGAUCCUCAUACCAUAAGAAGGAAGUUGAUCAUGAAGAAGUACCCGCAAGUAACCAAACUCUGUGGUCCAGAACCCUUUACAAAAUACAUUGCCACCUUUGUUGUUCUUACCCAGUUUACUGCCGCUUAUUUAUUGCGAAACACCCAUCCCGUCUCUUUUAUCUUUCUCCUUAUAGCUUACGUUCUUGGAGGCACAUGUAAUCAGAACGUUUUUAUGUGCAUUCACGAAUUGUCGCAUAACUUGGGCUUCAAAAAACCGCUAUUCAAUAAGUUGUUUUCCAUCUUUGUCAACUUCCCUAUUGGUGUUCCUUACAGUGCCUCUUUUCAACCUUAUCAUCAACUUCACCACAAGUUUUUGGGUGAUGAAAAAUACGACACAGAUCUUCCCACCAAGUUUGAGGCUCGGUUUUUGUCAAGUAUUCCUGGAAAGCUCUUCUUUGCCACCUUCCAGAUCUUCUUUUAUGCACUUAGACCUAUUUGCGUAACCCAGGUUCCUCUCACAUGGAUCCAUUUGUUGAACGUGAUUGUUCAAAUCUCCGUCGACUAUCUCGUGAUUACUCUUUGGGGUUGGUAUUCCUUCUUCUAUUUCCUUUUGUCCUCAUUUUUUGCAGGUUCGUUACAUCCUACAGCAGGUCAUUUCGUUGGCGAGCACUAUAUUUUUGAUCCUCCAGAGCAUUUCAAGAAGUUCGUUGAUGCUCCUCCUGCAGAGACUUACUCCUACUAUGGCUUCCUCAAUACCUUUGUCUGGAAUGUUGGUUACCACAAUGAACAUCAUGAUUUCCCUUACAUUCCCUGGUCUAGAUUGCCUGAACUAAGACGCGAAGCCGCGGAGUUUUAUGAGGGCUUACCUACUCAUGAGAGCUGGGUUUGGACAAUCAUCGAUUUUAUCUUUAACUAUGAUAUUACCAUGUACAACAGGAUCAAGCGCCAUACUGCAGGUAAGAAGGCCAGAAGUGAGGUUGAUUUUGAGGACAAUUCGAGGUGA
Messenger RNA from Brettanomyces nanus, 1116 nucleotides. RefSeq lists its product as uncharacterized. Gene Ontology annotation, biological process: ceramide biosynthetic process. Gene Ontology annotation, molecular function: sphingolipid delta-4 desaturase activity. The coding region runs from base 1 to 1116 and encodes 371 amino acids. NCBI's taxonomy places the organism in Eukaryota, Fungi, Ascomycota, Pichiomycetes, Pichiales, Pichiaceae. The record is from RefSeq and is a predicted model, not a curated record. The transcript has a single exon. Gene Ontology annotation, cellular component: membrane.